ACAAACGUCAAACUGCGGCCAGACUCCAGAGGCAAAUAUUGAUGUGUUUUCUUUACCUACAGGUAGUGAUAUUUGAUAGAACUACUAAAAUAACAGUUUAUUUUUCCUAAUGUUAAGACCGAAGCUGCAGUCGAAAAAUUAGGCCAUCAAAAUCUAACAUGGAUAACAGUGAAAACAAGGAAUCAAUCGAUUUGCAUGUUAAGACAGAGAAAUACCAUUUAAAUGAAAACUACUACUGUGAGUUGCCAAUAAAAACAAUUCAAAAGUACGAGAUAAAAAUCGAAGGUGAUAACGUCGUCGAAGCAGCUGCUGUUGUACCAAUCACUAAAGAGGAUGAUGACGAUGAAGACGUCCCCAGAGACGAAGGUUUCGAGUGUGACGAAUGUGAAGAGACAUUUGCAUGUGAACAAACACUCAGCCAGCACAAAAACGCUCGACAUGCUGAAUUUUCUUGUAAAUCCUGUGGCAAGUCUUUCGGAUCGGUAAAAAACCUUCACAUUCAUAAAGCCAGAUGCAAAAGAAAACAAAAGUAUAAAUGUAGUGUUUGCUCUAAAGUCUUUCAAUACGAAAGCAAGUUGAAGAUCCACGAGAAAGUGCAUGAAAAAAAGACAAAAAAGACAUUUAGAUGCGAAACCUGCAACAAAAGCUACAUCAUAGAAGCACGCUUUUUGCAGCACAAACAUACAGCUGCUGAAUCCCCUAAAAAGCUGCACCUUUGCGAUAUUUGUGGGAAAGGUUUCGUUGGACAGAUGAAGCUAAAACAUCAUAUUUCCGUUGUCCAUGCCGGAGUGAAAGCUCACGAAUGCAGUAUAUGCUCCAAACGAUUUGCGUCUCCAUACAAUCUGCAGACACACAUGCGCGUCCAUACUGGGGGAGAAAAACGAUUCAAGUGUGAUAUUUGCGGGAAGGGUUUUCAUGCAUUAUCCAUGAUGAAGAAACAUUAUGGCGUGCAUACUGGCGAGAGGCCGUACACAUGCGCGGUGUGCUCUAAGGGAUUUUUCAACCGUGUGGAUCUGGAAAUGCAUACAGAUACCUACCACACUGAGAAACUAUCCAAAUGUAAAACUUGUGACAUGGAAUUCAACACGAAGUAUGAUCUCAAUAUGCAUGUAUCGAGCACUCACAAUGAAUUUCUACCAUAUCAAUGUGAAACCUGUCUAAAGGUGUGUGCAAAUAACGUUAUGUUGAAAAGACAUCGAAGGAUUCACUCCGUAUCAAAGACGUUUACCUGCGACAUUUGUGACAAAGUUUUUGUCGUUGAGCUUCAUUUUCGUAGGCACAUGCGCUUUCACGAGCGACCAACCCUUUGUAAGAUCUGCGGUAAAGGAAUAACUUCGAACAACCUUGACCGGCACAUGAAGACCCACAUCAAUGGGGCCAAGUCAUAUGACUGUGGACAGUGUGGAAGAUCGUUCCAACGUCCGUCCCAUUUGCAAACGCAUGUUUUACGCAUGCACGAACGUAAAAAAUUAGACGCCUAGUCUUCUUACGGAACAGGCUUCUGUUCAGUGUUUUUUUUUUGUGGUUCGCAGUCUGGAGCAGUGUUGAAAAUUUUCACUGUCAGUGAUAGAUUCUCGGUUGAAACUGAAAACUGCGAAUAUCACAUUAAACAAGAACAGUGAUAUUUACUUUCAGCUCUAAUUAGUUGACAGUGAUAAUGCUGACUGGCAGCAUUCCUGUAAUUUCGCACUCGUAAUGUUACUUUAACCCUUUAUAAGGCCGUGAAAACUACGCAAGGAAUCAACAUAAACUUCAAUAAAACGUAUUCCUUACAGAAGAAACAACACAAAUGUACCUUUGUUAAAAAAUUAACUAUUGAAUCAAUUGAAAAAAUUGGUGGCAAUAUAGUUGCCACUGCCCGUUAACCCCAAAAACGAUGGAAGCAUUUUUUUUUGCAUCUGCAUUGUAAGCUUGAUUUUUUGUAAUUAUAAAAAAUGAAAAAUCAUAGUAAUUCGAAUGUAACAGUAAGACUUCAUUUAUUUUGCAUGGAAAAGAUCGAAGUAAACGGUUUUUGAGUGGUAUCCAGAAAAUAUUUUUAGGAAAAAAAUUUGGAUUUGUCGUCAUCAUGUAUUUUAACGAAAAAAAUGCAUAGUCUAACACAGUAGGUCCUGAAUAGAAAGUUCCUGGUGAAAAACUUACCACAUUGUUGGAUUUUCACCAAAAUAAAAAUGAAUUUCCUGAAGACAGUCUAAAAUUGCGGUUUGUUCACAUAAAAAUGAUCCCAAAAUCAAUAUUGUACACUUCUUGCAGUCCUAGAAAAAACUGAAGUGUUCUAAGACACCUGUAGAAGUCUUUGGUUAAGUCAAAUUUGAAAUCAAUAUUCUGAGUGCAGCGAAAAAAAUAAAUUUUGUUGGUGGCAAUAUAGUUGCCACUGCCUUAUGAAGGGUUAACGAUGUUUAUGCGGUGGAGGAUAAAGAUACCUACCUACCUUAUUGACUUCAUGCAAUGGAUUGACCCAGAAUAAAUAACUUCGGUAUUAAUUAGGACAUAUCAUUUAUGUCACUGACAUGAUUUCCACUGAUAAUUGACUCGGGUGACCCUCAAUAUCAGUUUGAAGAGAGUAAAAGUGAAACUGCUGUUGUAUCAUUUUCAUUUUGCAGUGUCGAAAUUUCGUAACACUGGUCUAGAGGUAUUUAAAUAUCGUUUGCUAUAUCUAUUUAAUGCUCAGCUGAGCAUCUCCUAGCUGUUCACGCAGCACGUUGCUGGUCAAACACAAGCCAGUCAUCGUAUGUUCGAAUCCCGGCUCGGGAUAUACCGCUAGUGUCAGUAAGGUCGUAGCGCCAAGCUACGAUUUUCGGUCAAGUUCAGAUGGCACAUUUUUGACAUUUGUGAAUAUUGAUGGCGGUUGGUUGUCUUUUGUUGACGACUAUGCACUCGUGCCUUCCAUACACGAUUUGGUUGGUGUCAAAAAACAUGAAAAGUCGUUUGGUUUUGGUGUUUUAUGAGGAACGAACGAAACUUAACUUUGUCUUAAUUCAAAAAAAAAAUUAUGAAGCUUAGAAAAUAUAUUACUGUAU
This is a messenger RNA of Wyeomyia smithii (pitcher-plant mosquito), 3017 nucleotides long. Its product is annotated as zinc finger protein 227-like. The transcript is spliced from 2 exons. The record is from RefSeq and is a predicted model, not a curated record. The coding region runs from base 159 to 1481 and encodes 440 amino acids. Gene Ontology annotation, molecular function: DNA-binding transcription factor activity, RNA polymerase II-specific; RNA polymerase II transcription regulatory region sequence-specific DNA binding. Gene Ontology annotation, cellular component: nucleus. Gene Ontology annotation, biological process: regulation of transcription by RNA polymerase II. Lineage: Eukaryota; Metazoa; Arthropoda; Insecta; Diptera; Culicidae.